AUGAUUUCCAAGAUUGUCAUAGCCCUACAUGUCGUCUUGACACUAGUCAUACUUGCAGUAACCAUCAGGGCUCUGCAGGAUGAAUCGAAUGAGAAGAAGGGAAUAGUGCAGAUUCUGGUUCCUGACUUGGUCGGAUCCAUCGCCACAGCGGUGCAAAGUGCCGCAGCCGGCGUGGUCACUGCCGCGGUCGCAUCAGGCAAAUCCUUGGUCGCCGCCAGUCUACCGUCUAGCAUAUCAGUGGGCACCAAAUACGCGUGCGUGGCUUCAGAAUGCGCAGCGAUUCCAGGCCACGCCUUUCGCCUGAUACAUGACCUGGCCGCGUUUGUCCCUUCGUCCGAGGAGAUCGAACAGCUGCAGAAGCUGGUAGAGAAAUGCCCCAACCUGGAGACCGUUUUGUUCGCCGGGCUCGGCUUAGUUUUGGUGUCGACUACACUGC
Molecule: messenger RNA, 436 nt
Organism: Colletotrichum tamarilloi
Lineage: Eukaryota; Fungi; Ascomycota; Sordariomycetes; Glomerellales; Glomerellaceae
Exons: 2
Source: RefSeq, a predicted model, not a curated record